GCGGCCGCCCUGCGCGCGAAGCUCGUGGCCCGAGAGGGGUGCGGUCGGGCCGGCGGAGGCGGGGCCCUGGCUGCCUCUCUCCCUGCUCAUAGGCUGGCCGCUCAGGCCCGGCCGGCCUUGAGGCCUCGGGAUUCGCGGCGGCGCUGCCAAUCAGGCGAGCGGGCCCCGCCCCCCCGGAGUUGGGUGAAAUAGAGGCGGGCGUCAAGUGUCAGUAGUCGUGGGGCAGGUACGCGCGCUCGCAGUUCUCUCGCUGAGGUCGGCGGUGGCGGGAGCGGGCUCUGGAGAGCCUGAGAGCGCAGUGGGGCGGGGCGGGAGAAAGUGGCCGCCCGUAGGACGUUGGCGUUUACGUGUGGAAGAGCGGAAGAGUUUUGCUUUUCGUGCGCGCCUUCGAAAACUGCCUGCCGCUGUCUGAGGGGUCCACCCGAAACCUCUCCCCUCCUCCGACCGCAGCCCCGCACCGAGCUCGCCGCCCCAAGCCAGGGUGGGCGAGGUGGGAAGUGCGCCCGACCCGCGCCCGGAGCCGCGCUCCCGAGUGCCCAUGGCUACGCGGGUGCUGAGCAUGAGCGCCCGCCUGGGACCCGUGCCCCAGCCGCCGGCGCCGCAGGACGAGCCCGUGUUCGCGCAGCUCAAGCCCGUGCUGGGCGCCGCAAAUCCGGCCCGCGACGCGGCGCUCUUCCCUGGCGAGGAGCUGAAGCACGCGCACCACCGCUCGCAGGCGCAGCCCGCGCCCGCGCAGGCCCCGCAGCCGGCCCAGCCGCCCGCUGCCGGCCCGCGGCUGCCUCCCGAGGAGCUAGUCCAGACAAGAUGUGAAAUGGAGAAGUAUCUGACACCUCAGCUUCCUCCAGUUCCUAUAAUUCCAGAGCAUAAAAAGUAUAGACGAGACAGUGCCUCAGUCGUAGACCAGUUCUUCACUGACACUGAAGGGUUACCUUACAGUAUCAACAUGAACGUCUUCCUCCCUGACAUCACUCACCUGAGAACUGGCCUCUACAAAUCCCAGAGACCGUGCGUAACACACAUCAAGACAGAACCUGUUGCCAUUUUCAGCCACCAGAGUGAAACGACUGCCCCUCCUCCGGCCCCGACCCAGGCCCUCCCUGAGUUCACCAGUAUAUUCAGCUCACACCAGACCGCAGCUCCAGAGGUGAACAAUAUUUUCAUCAAACAAGAACUUCCUACACCAGAUCUUCAUCUUUCUGUCCCUCCCCAGCAGGGCCACCUGUACCAGCUACUGAAUACACCGGAUCUAGAUAUGCCCAGUUCUACAAACCAGACAGCAGCAAUGGACACUCUUAAUGUUUCUAUGUCAGCUGCCAUGGCAGGCCUUAACACACACACCUCUGCUGUUCCGCAGACUGCAGUGAAACAAUUCCAGGGCAUGCCCCCUUGCACAUACACAAUGCCAAGUCAGUUUCUUCCACAACAGGCCACUUAUUUUCCCCCGUCACCACCAAGCUCAGAGCCUGGAAGUCCAGAUAGACAAGCAGAGAUGCUCCAGAAUUUAACCCCACCUCCAUCCUAUGCUGCUACAAUUGCUUCUAAACUGGCAAUUCACAAUCCAAAUUUACCCACCACCCUGCCAGUUAACUCACAAAACAUCCAACCUGUCAGAUACAAUAGAAGGAGUAAUCCCGAUUUGGAGAAACGACGCAUCCACUACUGCGAUUACCCUGGUUGCACAAAAGUUUAUACAAAGUCUUCUCAUUUAAAAGCUCACCUGAGGACUCACACUGGUGAAAAGCCAUACAAGUGCACCUGGGAAGGCUGCGACUGGAGGUUCGCGCGAUCGGAUGAGCUGACCCGCCACUACCGGAAGCACACAGGCGCCAAGCCCUUCCAGUGCGGGGUGUGCAACCGCAGUUUCUCGCGCUCCGACCACCUGGCCCUGCACAUGAAGAGGCACCAGAACUGAGCGCUGCCCAUGCCACCCGACCCGUUCCAGGUCCCCAGGCUCCCUUUCAAACAACAAACCUAACUGUUCCUAUAUAUAUAUAUAUAUAAAAAAAAAAAGAAAAGAAAACAACAAAAACUGGAAAUGUAUAUUUUGUAUAUUUGAGAAAACAGGGAAUACAUUGUAUUAAUACCAAAGUGUUUGGUCAUUUUAAGAAUCUGGAAUGCUUGCUGUAAUGUAUAUGGCUUUACUCAAGCAGAUCUCAUCUCAUGACAGGCAGCCACAUCUCAACAUGGGUAAGGGGUGGGGGUGGAGGGGAGUGUGUGCAGCAUUUUUACCUAGGCACCGUCAUUUAAUGUGACAGUGUUCAGUAAACAAAUCAGUUGGCAGGCACCAGAAGAAGAAUGGAUUGUAUGUCAAGAUUUUACUUGGCAUUGAGUAGUUUUUUUCAAUAGUAGAUAAUUCCUUAGAGGUAUACAGUGUACCUGGCAAUUCACAAAUAGCCAUUGAACAAAUGUGUGGGUUUUUAAAAUAUAUAUACAUAUAUGAGUUGCCUAUAUUUGCUAUUCAAAAUUUUGUAAAUAUGCAAAUCAGCUUUAUAGGUUUAUUACAAGUUUUUUAGGAUUCUUUUGGGGAAAAGUCAUAAUUCUUUUGAAAAUAACCGUAAAUACACUUACAGUUAGAAUUUGUGGUAAGAUACCUCUCAACAUUACCAAAAUCAUUUCUUUAGAGGGAAGGAAUAAUCAUUCAAAUGAACUUUAAAAAAGCAAAUUUCAUGCACUGAUUAAAAUAGGAUUAUUUUAAAUACAAAAGGCGUUUUAUAUGAAUUAUAAACUGAAGAGCUUAAAGAUAGUUACAAAAUACAAAAGUUCAACCUCUUACAAUAAGCUAAACGCAAUGUCAUUUUUAAAAAGAAGGACUUAUGAUGUCGUUUUCACAUAUGACAAUGUUGCAUUUACGAUGCAGUUUCAUGUACCGAAACGUUGAAUUGAUGAUGCAGUUUUCAUAUAUCAAGAUGUUCGCUCCUGCAGUACUGUUGGUUAAAUGACAAUUUAUGUGGAUUUUGCAUGUAAUAUACAGUGAGACACAGUAAUUUUAUCUAAAUUACAGUGCAGUUUAAUCUCUUAAUACUGACUCAGUGUCUGCCUUUAAAUAUAAAUGAUAUGUUGAAAACUUAAGGAAGCAAGUGCUACAUAUAUGCAAUAUAAAAUAGUAAUGUGAUGCUGAUGCUGUUAACCAAAGGGCAGAAUAAAUAAGCAAAAUGCCAAAAGGGGUCUUAAUUGAAAUGAAAAUUUAAUUUUGUUUUUAAAAUAUUGUUUAUCUUUAUUUAUUUUGUGGUAAUAUAGUAAGUUUUUUUAGAAGACAAUUUUCAUAACGAUAAAUUAUAGUUUUGUUUGUUAGAAAAGUUGCUCUUAAAACAUGUAAAUAGAUGACAAACGAUGUAAAUAAUUUUGUAAGAGGCUUCAAAAUGUUUAUACGUGGAAACACACCUACAUGAAAAGCAUAAAUUGGUUGCUGUUUUGCUUCUUUUUCCCUCUUAUUUUUGUAUUGUGGUCAUUUCCUAUGCAAAUAAUGGAGCAAACAGCUGUAUAGUUGUAGAAUUUUUUGAGAGAAUGAGAUGUUUAUAUAUUAACGACAUUUUUUUUUGGAAAAUAAAAAGUGCCUAAAAGA
This is a messenger RNA of Macaca mulatta (Rhesus monkey), 3562 nucleotides long. RefSeq names its product KLF transcription factor 5 (gene KLF5). Lineage: Eukaryota; Metazoa; Chordata; Mammalia; Primates; Cercopithecidae. Gene Ontology annotation, molecular function: RNA polymerase II cis-regulatory region sequence-specific DNA binding; DNA-binding transcription factor activity, RNA polymerase II-specific. Gene Ontology annotation, biological process: regulation of transcription by RNA polymerase II. The record is from RefSeq and is a predicted model, not a curated record.